AUGCCGACAAAGGGUGUUGAUGAUAUUGCCAUGCCCGAAGCUCAAGGCUUGAAAUAUGAUGAAUCGGAGAUGGCUCUGUUCCACGCGAAGUUGUCAUAUCACGCGACCAUCGACCAGCGCUUGGAGUCGCAGGAUAGCAAUCUGGCAGCAAUCACCGAUGCUCAGGGAAAGCUGCUUAAGAGGUGGGAACUAUUGCGGCAGACAGAAAAGGAGCUGAAAGAACAAGGCAAGAGUCUUACGCCUGCUGAUAAAAGCUUGUUGGCACAGUUGGCAUGGCGAUAUAAAGAGUUGGAGAAAAAAGCGGCGACCAAUGAUUCAUGA
Molecule: messenger RNA, 321 nt
Organism: Penicillium verhagenii
Lineage: Eukaryota; Fungi; Ascomycota; Eurotiomycetes; Eurotiales; Aspergillaceae
Exons: 1
Coding region: 1-321 (106 amino acids)
Source: RefSeq, a predicted model, not a curated record